AUGACACCUGAAUUGCAAGCUGCUGAAAAGUCUCUUGUCAGAAAGCUUGAUUACCUCUAUGUUAUGCCAUGUAUUGCUAUUCUCAAUUUCUUGCAGUUCUUUGACAAGUCAGCUCUUAAUUAUUCCGCUGUUCUUGGUAUUAUGGAGGAUACCCAUAUCGAUAAAGCCCAAUUCGGUUGGUUAGGUUCUAUCUUUUAUCUUGGUUAUUUGGUUUAUCAAGUUCCUAACACUUACUUGUUGCAAAAACUUCCUAUUGGUAAAUACGUCGGUUCUCUUAUUGCCAUCUGGGGUAUUAUUCUUGCUGUUACCAGUGAAGCUAAGGACUUUUCUCAUUUGGCUGCUUUGCGUGUCUUGCUCGGUUUCUUUGAAGCAGGCAUUUACCCAUGUUGUAUCAUGUUGAUCAGUACAAUGUAUCGUCGUGCUGAACAAACAGGUCGUAUUGGUACUGUUUAUAUCUGUAAUGGUCUUGCUAUGGCUGUCGGUGGUCUCGUUGGCUACGGUAUUGGUCACAUGGCAAAUGUGGGUGGCAAGGCUGCUUGGCAAUGGAUUAUGAUUAUUCUCGGUAGUGUCACCGUCCUCUUUGGUUGCUUCUGUUUCUUCUUAUUGAUUGACAAGCCCAAAUCCAAAUUUCUUCGUCUUACUCCUGAACAAGAAAAGGUGGUUGAUAUCCGUCGUCUUGACAAUGCUACUGUUGUCACAAGACAGAUUAAUUUUAGUCAAAUUGUUGAAGCUCUUAAAGAACCUCGUUACUAUUGCUUCAUUAUUGCCUCUGCUCUUAUCAACAUGCAAAAUGGUGCUCUUGGUACUUUCAGUUCUGUUAUUACCGCUGGCUUUGGUUUCUCGGGUUUGAAUUCCAUCUUGCUUACUGUUCCUAGUGGUGUUACUGAUUGUCUUUACAUUGUCUUUGCUAUCUGGUACAACCGUAAGUACGGUAAUACCAUUCACCUUGCUUGUGUUAUGAUGGGUAUCUCUCUCCUUGGUCUUAUUUUACUUCUUGUCAUUCCUGUUGCUCAAGUCAAGUUGAUUGGUCUUUACAUGUGCUGGUCAUUUGCUGCUGCCUAUGUUUUGUUCUUGACUGCUUUGGCCAACAAUGUGAUUGGUUAUACCAAGAAGAUUUUCUACAGUAGUUCUGUCAUGGUUCUCUACACCAUUGGUAACUUUGUUGGUCCUCAAAUGAUGUCUGCUUCUGCUGGUCCUUUGUAUCUUGGUGGUAUGAUUGGUUUCAUCGUUGCCGAUUUCCUUGCUAUCGUUCUUCUCCAAAUUGCUCGUUACAUCAUGUUGAAGUCUAACAAGGAGCGUUUGACCAAUCCUUCAAGCCAAAAGGUUGAUCCUGAUGUUGAUUUGACAGAUCGUGAAAACCCUCACUUCAUUUAUAGACUCUAA
Molecule: messenger RNA, 1383 nt
Organism: Gilbertella persicaria
Lineage: Eukaryota; Fungi; Mucoromycota; Mucoromycetes; Mucorales; Choanephoraceae
Product: major facilitator superfamily domain-containing protein
Exons: 5
Coding region: 1-1383 (460 amino acids)
Biological process (GO): transmembrane transport
Cellular component (GO): membrane
Molecular function (GO): transmembrane transporter activity
Source: RefSeq, a predicted model, not a curated record